GCUUCCUCAGAGGGGAUUUUGUUAGAAGGGCUCGGAACAGCAUUGUGUCGCAUUGUUCGGUGGUACUAAGACCGUUUUUAUUUGAAUUCAUUUCGGUGUCUUUUAUGAAUAAUCAAAAGCAGCAAAAGCCAACGCUAACCGGCCAGCGUUUUAAGACACGGAAAAGAGAUGAAAAGGAGAGAUUUGACCCUACUCAGUUUCAAGAAAGUAUCGUGCAAGGCUUGAACCAAACUGGCACUGAUUUGGACGCGGUCGCGAAGUUCCUGGAUGCAUCUGGCGCUAAGCUCGACUAUCGCCGCUAUGCAGAGACGCUCUUCGACAUCCUGGUGGCCGGUGGAAUGCUGGCCCCAGGUGGGACCCUUUCUGAUGACCUGACCCGUACUGAGUACUGUCUCUUCACGGCAAACGAAGACCUGGAGACAAUGCAAGCUUACGCUCAGGUUUUUAACAAGCUGAUCAGGCGGUACAAGUACCUGGAGAAAGGGUUUGAGGAGGAGAUCAAGAAGCUGCUGCUGUUUCUAAAAGGCUUCACAGAGUCCGAGCGUAACAAGCUGGCCAUGCUGACGGGCAUCCUGCUAGCCAACGGGAAUAUAUCAGCGUCCAUCCUGAGCAGCCUCUUCAACGAGAACCUGGUCAAAGAAGGUGUUUCUGCUGCCUUUGCCGUCAAACUGUUUAAAUCCUGGAUCAACGAGAAGGACAUCAACUCUGUCGCCGCCAGUCUGCGUAAAGUCGGCAUGGACAACAGGCUGAUGGAGCUCUUUCCGGCUAACAAGCGGAGCUGCGAGCACUUCUCCAAAUACUUCACAGACGCCGGGCUGAAGGAGCUCUCCGAUUUCGCUCGCAAUCAGCAGUCCAUCGGCGCUCGCAAGGAGCUGCAGAAAGAGCUGCAGGAGCAGAUGGCGCGUGGAGAGACCCUCAAAGACAUGAUUGGAUACGUGCGCGAGGAGAUGAAGAAGACCGGCAUCUCUGAGCAGACGAUGAUCGGCAUCGUAUGGACGAGUGUCAUGAGCUCCAUGGAGUGGAACAAGAAAGAGGAGCUCGUCACUGAACAAGCCAUCAAACACUUGAAGCAAUACAGCCCGCUGCUGAAUGCGUUCACGACACAGGGCCUGUCUGAACUCACUCUGCUCCUGAAGAUCCAGGAGUACUGCUACGACAACAUCCACUUCAUGAAGGCCUUCCAGAAGAUCGUGGUGCUGCUGUACAAAGCUGAUGUUCUGAGCGAGGAAGCCAUUCUAAAGUGGUACACCGAGGGCCACGUGGCCAAAGGCAAGAGCGUCUUCCUGGAGCAGAUGAAGAAGUUUGUGGAGUGGCUGAAGAACGCAGAGGAAGAGUCUGAAUCUGAUGAGGAGGAGGGAGACUGAGACGCUUCAGCUGCUGCUGGACUCAAAUGUUUUGUUACGAAAAAAAAAAAAAGGAAGUGCUCGUCUUUCGGAGUUUUACUUUAUCCCCUGUCCCCCUCCCACGCCUUUUUUUUUUUUAUAUAUAUAAUUUUAUUUUAUUUCCCCCCCAUUUCUACCUCCGGGUUUUUUUGUUUGGUUUUGUUUUCCCACCCUCUGACCCCCACUCCAACCAUAACACUUUAGAUGUCGUUUAAGGGCUUUGUAAUGGUUAAUUUUAACAGAUUUGUUUUUGUAUCUGAUCUUACAGUUUACACUUUAAACAGAUCAUGAAACAGCAAAGCAAGGCUUUUUUUUUUUUUUUUUUUUGGUAGUUUUGGAUUUUGUAAAUUAUUCUGUGAUCACUUUCACGAAUUUGACAUUCCAGAAAUUUUUGUUUGUGUUUUGGACCUCGAGUGUGGCUGAAAAGCCCGAGUUUAAAAUCUCCCACCAUGGUGAUUAUGGAUUGGACGGAUGAGUGAAAGAUGACCCGGUUAAAGCCCUGCCCGUGAGUAGAAACAUCACUAGCUUCACCAGCUAGUCUCCUUCAGCUAGUUGCCCUUUCAAAAGAGAAAAACAAAGACGCCUGACUUUAUCUCUGCUUUUGAUCUUCUCAGAUUUCUUUAAUCCUGUUGAAUUUUUUUUUUUUUUUUUAAAGAAAUAAAAAUGAGAAAUUAUCAAGUGCC
Ictalurus furcatus (blue catfish) is the source of this 2065-nucleotide messenger RNA. It is a transcript of the gene bzw1a, whose product is annotated as basic leucine zipper and W2 domains 1a. The transcript is spliced from 12 exons. Gene Ontology annotation, cellular component: membrane; cytoplasm. Gene Ontology annotation, molecular function: protein binding. NCBI's taxonomy places the organism in Eukaryota, Metazoa, Chordata, Actinopteri, Siluriformes, Ictaluridae. The coding region runs from base 105 to 1364 and encodes 419 amino acids. The record is from RefSeq and is a predicted model, not a curated record.